Molecule: messenger RNA, 2291 nt
Organism: Macaca mulatta (Rhesus monkey)
Lineage: Eukaryota; Metazoa; Chordata; Mammalia; Primates; Cercopithecidae
Source: RefSeq, a predicted model, not a curated record
CAGCAAACAACGCUCCCCCCACCCCAGGCCACACAGGCACGUGGACCCAGGCCUCACCGUGGGAAGGGGGUGGUGACAGGCACAGAAGAGAUUGCUCCAGAUGAGUUCUCCUCGCCUUACUUCUCUUCCUUAGAACUCAGGACACAACUCAGGUUUUAGUUCUUGACUUCCUCCACCCCUCGCCUGCACCCUGAGUACCCAAUUCCUUCUUGUUAUAUAUCUCCUAAUUCUGGACUCUUCCCAUUCCAGGGCAGCUCAGACUCUGCAGGAAAUUGGGAACAGGUACCCCCACCAUCUGCCCCAUACCACCCAGGCAGCUGCUUCUCAGAGGUGAAGCCAGGCGGAGGGAUGAAAAUACAGUGUCCUCUUGAGGGGGCUGAGUUGAACCCCAAAACCCCUUCCUUGACCCCGCCUGCUCCAGAGAACACCUGUCUAAGCAGCAUCUGUGUGACUAGCAGAGGAAGGAAGAGCUCACCCCAGCUGGGCUCCUGAGCCAGGGCAAGGGCUCCAGUGAAACUUGCCGCGCUCCAGCUCCGAGUGGGGCCAUCCUGCAUGCCUAAUUGGCUAUUUAAGGAGCUGUUCACCAGCAGCCCAGGCAGCACCCCCCUCCACACAUACACCCGUCCAGAGCCACCUUAAAAGCAGGAGGCAGUUGUAAAGUCGCUGGCCAGCUAGUGGAGUGGAGACUGCAGAGGGAGAUAAAGAGAGAGGGCAGAGAAAGAGGCAGCAAGAGAUUUGUCCUGAGGAUCCAGAAACCCAUGGUACCCUACUGAACACCAAAUCCCCUGGAAGCCCACAGAGACAGAAACAGCAAGAGAAGCAGAGAUAAAUACACUCACGCCAGGAGCGCGCUCUCUCUCUCUCUCCCCUCCGCUUCCCUCCCUCUCUCUCUCUGCCUGUCCUAGUCCUCCAGUCCUCAAAUUCCCAGUCCCCUGCACCCCUUCCUGGGACACUAUGUUGUUCUCCGCCCUCCUGCUGGAGGUGAUUUGGAUCCUGGCUGCAGAUGGGGGUCAACACUGGACAUAUGAGGGCCCACAUGGUCAGGACCACUGGCCAGCCUCUUACCCUGAGUGUGGAAACAAUGCCCAGUCGCCCAUCGAUAUUCAGACAGACAGUGUGACAUUUGACCCUGACUUGCCUGCUCUGCAGCCCCACGGAUAUGACCAGCCUGGCACCGAGCCUUUGGACCUGCAUAACAAUGGCCACACAGUGCAACUCUCUCUGCCCUCUACCCUGUAUCUGGGUGGACUUCCCCGAAAAUACGUAGCUGCCCAGCUCCACCUGCACUGGGGUCAGAAAGGAUCCCCAGGGGGGUCAGAACACCAGAUCAACAGUGAAGCCACAGUUGCAGAGCUCCACAUUGUACAUUAUGACUCUGAUUCCUAUGACAGCUUGAGUGAGGCUGCUCAGAGGCCUCAGGGCCUGGCUGUCCUGGGCAUCCUAAUUGAGGUGGGUGAGACUAAGAAUAUAGCUUAUGAACACAUUCUGAGUCACUUGCAUGAAAUCAGCCAUAAAGAUCAGAAGACCUCGGUGCCUCCCUUCAACCUAAGAGAGCUGCUCCCCCCACAGCUGGAGCAGUACUUCCGCUACAAUGGCUCGCUCACAACUCCCCCUUGCUACCAGAGUGUGCUCUGGACAGUUUUCUAUAGAAGGUCCCAAAUUUCAAUGGAACAGCUGGAAAAGCUUCAGGGGACAUUGUUCUCCACGGAAGAGGAGCCCUCUAAGCUUCUGGUACAGAACUACCGAGCCCCUCAGCCUCUCAAUCAGCGCAUGGUCUUUGCUUCUUUCAGCCAAGCGGGAUCCUUGUACACCACAGGAAGAAGAGGCUGGAAAACCGAAAGACUGUGGUCUUCACCUCAGCACGAGCCACGACUGAGGCAUAAAUUCCCUCUCAGAUACCGUGGAUGUGGAUGACUUCCCCUAAUGCCUAUCGGGAAGCCUCUAAAAUGGGGUGUACGGUCUGGCCAGAAACACUGUAGAAGUAGUAGGCAGAUGUCCUCCUUCCCCUGGACAUCUCCUACAGAGAGGAAUGGACCCAGGCUGUCAUUCGAGGAAGAACUGCAGAGCCUUCAGCCUCUCCAAACAUGUAGGAAAUGAGGAAAUCCCUGUGUUGUUAAUGCAGAGAACAAACUCUGUUUAGUUGCAGGGAUAUAUCCCAAAGUCCUCUACCCCCUUACUUUUAUGGCCCUUUCCCUAGAUAUACUGCAGGAUCUCUCCUUAGGAUAAAGAGUUGUUGUUGAAGUUGUAUAUUUUUGAUCAAUAUAUUUGGAAAUUAAAGUUUCUGACUUUAA